UAACACCAGUCAUCCAUCCAGGAGUUCCUCCAAAGUCGAAAAGCUCAAAGCUACUGUACAGUGAGCCUGCAUUUCUCUUUGCAGCUCUGAAACAAAGUCACAGACGCUGUGAAGGAGGCUGAUGACGCAUAGCUGUUAUAAGUGGAAGUCGAGCUCGGAAGACGCAUCCAUUUGAGUCACGGGGGUGUUUAUGUGUACAGCGCGUCUCAGAGCAGCACUUCUGCGCCAUGAACGAGCGGGAUAUCACCGCUUUCACACUUCUACCGACGACCACCGAGCAGAAAGAGCCCAAACACAACUCUCUGCAAAAACUUUACUGCAGGAAUGGAGGAUACCAUCUCCGGAUCCAACCUAACGGGACUGUGGACGCGAGUCGACAAGAGAACGACGUUUACACUCUUUUAAAGGUAAAAGCAGUGAAAGCAGGAUUAGUGGCCAUUAGGGGUCAUGAGACUGGACUAUACCUGGCAAUGGACAAAUAUGGAAAACUUUACGGCACUGUCAUGUUGAACGAUGAGUGUUACUUCAUUGAGAAGAUGGAGGAGAACCACUACAACACAUACCGCUCACAGUGGUAUCAGGAGAGCGGAGACUGGUACGUGGGCAUCAGAAAGAAUGGAUGGGCGAAAAACGGCUCCAAAACACACAAGGGCCAAAAUGCAAUCUACUUCCUGCCAAUUCCAGUGGAUGGCAGCAUACAGUAACCUGUGUGUUGAUCAGAGGCCCUUAAAUCUUUCUAAAAAACCUGUAAACUCUGAAUGCAAAGACAAUGCUUAAUUAGCCAUUAUAUAUAUAUAUAUAUAUAUAAAUAUGUAAAUAUGCUGCAUAUAAAGGCUACUGAAUGAGUACACAUAUACUGUAUAUUUAGGCUGUACGUAAGCACUGAAAUAUAUCUCAAAUAGCCUAGCUUCGCUGUGAAAAUACUGUGAAAAGUACUUUUAGUAGUGCAAAAAGAAAUCAUUUUAACCAUUUACCAUCAAAGAAAAGCCAAUAAAACUGAUUACGCUGUUGCAAACACAUUGGAAUCAAAUGAGUUUAACGUUUAGAAUGAUUUCAAAUCCUUAAAGUACACAAUUAAAACAUAUUCU
Carassius auratus (goldfish) is the source of this 1088-nucleotide messenger RNA. It is a transcript of the gene fgf1b, whose product is annotated as fibroblast growth factor 1b. The coding region runs from base 228 to 704 and encodes 158 amino acids. Lineage: Eukaryota; Metazoa; Chordata; Actinopteri; Cypriniformes; Cyprinidae. The transcript is spliced from 4 exons. Gene Ontology annotation, molecular function: growth factor activity. The record is from RefSeq and is a predicted model, not a curated record.